GGCCCUUAGACCCUUCGGUCCAAACAAGACCUUCGGUCCAAACAGGCCCUUCGGCCCAAAACUUAGAAAAAUUUCCUAAGUCUCAAAAUUAGACCACUUCGGCCCUUAGACCCUUCAGUCAAAUCAGGUACUUCGAUCUUGAAGUGUAUGCUUCAUCCGAAGCCAACCCUUCGACCACGACAAGUACUUCACGCGCGAAGUACACUUCAAGCAUCUUCAACCGAAGUAAGGUCAAAAAAAAAGAAUACACUUCAAGCAUUCACAACAAAGUAGAGCGAACUGAAUAUGGAAAGAGAAAGAUAUCAUUACCAAAAGAUACUUAACCGUUCAUACAAAAAAAAAAAAAAAAAAAAAAUAUUGAAGUUAAAUGUCUUCGGUUGAAGGUGGCAGCUCCGUCUCUGAAGGUUCAUGCAGGGUAGCUUCUGGCAAGAUCGGUUCAGGAGGAUUUGGGAGAAUCACCUUCGGUAGGGAUGACAUGAGGGGGAUCUUCAUCCGAAGUGACUACGGUAAGAUCAACAGUGGAAGGAUGUUCAUCCCCAUCCUCGAAAUCUUCUUCAGAAUUCUCGUCAUCUUCAGCCUGUCGACGAACUUCUUCCUCAGCCCUAGCAAGUUCAGCAUAUAUCUCCUCUUUGGACUCCUCCAGUCCGUCCUUUCCAACCAAAACCGGGCAAAGCUUAUCAAGAACACUUGGAUCUUGCCCAGCCUCAAUUAGAGC
This is a messenger RNA of Tripterygium wilfordii, 715 nucleotides long. RefSeq lists its product as uncharacterized. The transcript has 2 exons. Bases 368 to 712 code for a protein of 114 amino acids. Lineage: Eukaryota; Viridiplantae; Streptophyta; Magnoliopsida; Celastrales; Celastraceae. The record is from RefSeq and is a predicted model, not a curated record.